CAAGCACACGUGCCACUCUUCCUCUCGAUACUAGCUCUCUUCAUCUCUCCUCCACUCAUCUCCUCUCUCCUCCUCCUCUCUGAACAUGGAAGCACAUCAGUGAAGAGUGGAUUGUUCCUCCUGAUUUCUCCCGUCAUCUCCUCUGCACUUUAGUCUGUGUGUUUGGGCGUCUGUUCCUGGCUGGGGAUGCUUGUGUAUGUGACAGCACUUUUGGGGGCAACACUAGGUACCGUGUCUGGAGUGCUGACACUGUGUGGUCUCUCCCUGCUUUGCAAGAUAUUUAAGAAGGGGAAAAUUGAGAGAGGAGAAGAGACAGACCCAGAGAAAUCCAAACCCAGCAUUCUGCACACUCUCACACAGUUUAGUGUCCAGAAAUUGACAGAACCCAUCCAGCCUCAAGCAUCUUUGAAGUUCCCUAAAAUCUACCGACCCAAAUCUUCAGUCACUUCUCAAGAGGUAAUAAACUACAAAGAUCAUGGACCUGCCAACGACACAUCUGCUGCUGAGCUCGACACCUGUAACCAGGCAACGGGAUGUGAGGAUGUCUUCUCCCUCCCGUGGCAAGAUACUGCAGAUGAGACACACUGCAAUUCUGAACAAUCCAGUGGAAUGACGAAAAGAAGCUCCAUCCUAUAUCCCAAACUGCACUUCUCCAUCAGCAUGCACAAAGAGAGUGGAGAACUACACAUCGUCAUUAUAGAGGCGGAGAAUAUAUCAGUGGAUAUAUCAGCAGGAUGUGAGGGCUUUAUCUCAGGGUGUGUGAGUGUUUCUGAUGAGCAGAAGCAUGCCCAGACUGCAGUGCACAAGCUGGCAGCACGAGUGGAGUGGGGAGAGGAGCUGGUGUUUUCCUUGCCCGUGGAGGGCAUCGAUGGCCUGGAUGGAGAGGUGGGGCUCUCUCUUCACUGCUGUGAUCGAUUCUUCCAGAAUUCUACUCUGGGUAUUAUGCGCUUUAAGUUGGCAGAUGUAAGCAUGAUGUUGGAUGCUGACUGCUGGGUUGAUUUACAGCCACCCAAACAGGAAGUGACAUCAUCAUCUGGGGAGCUACUGUUGUCACUCAGUUAUCUACCAGCAGCCAAUAGACUUGGAGUGGUGGUAAUGAAGGCAAGAGGACUUCAGUCCGACAAACUAAAAGACAACAUAGAUCUAUCGGUAAAACUGACCCUGAAACAUCAAAAUGCCAAGCUGAAGAAGAAGCAAACACGGCAAGUGAAUCACAAGAGGAAUCCAGUCUGGAACGAGAUGAUAAUGUUGGAGCUGCCCAGCGAGCUUCUGGCUAAAUCCAGUAUAGAGUUGGAGGUACUGAAUCUGGCCAGUCCUGGGACCCUGCUCCCCCUGGGCCGCAGUAUGCUGGGGCUCCACACCUCCGGCAUGGUCCUGCAACACUGGAAACAGAAGCUAGAUAAUCCACGCAAGCAAAUUGCCAUGUGGCAUCCUCUAUACAUCUAAGAAAACAGUUUAAUAUUCUCAAACACACUCCCACAAAUGGUUAAAUAUGUGGCUGUUUUUUUUAUAGUGCUCUUGCCAUGUGUAAAAAUAUGUAGUACUAAAAUAAAUAAAUGUUUAAGUAGAUACAAUAUAAUGAGUGAACCCAGUUGGUAUCACCUUGUAAUAUGUAAUUUACUUCUCUACAGGGGUUACGGUAAAUCUAAUGGAGGCAGUCACUACAGUUCUAAUAUUAUUACACAGUAAUUUAGAGUUUUGUAAUGUAAGCAGUGCUGCUUUUUUGGUUCCUAUGGUGUUGUUUAUAGUGCAUGUUUAAAAUACUCAAUGCUAUUUUUAACUGGUCGGAGUUGGAGCCAUCCUCAUCUACCAGUACCCAGUCAAUAUGUGGCAUCAUAGUGAUUGACGGCUGGAAGAGGCAGCGUUGAUAUUGUGAUUGGCUCAUAUCUGAUUGAGAGUAAUGCUUGGGUGGAUCAGAUUGGGGAAAUGUCAAACCAUUGUAUCCUGACAGGUUUGUCAAAAACUAUGUCCCUCAUAACUCUUCAAUUAGCAAUCACAACAAAUUUUAGGUGAAAACAAUCUCUGCUGGUUGACGCCCUUAUAUGAUCCACAGGUAUUUUGGACAGUAUCAGAAAGGGUCCAUUUCACAGUACAAUCUUUCUUAUUCAACUGAUAUAUAACUGAUUAUAAUAUCCAGCAGUAUAGUGCAAUUCAAUUUCUCAGAAUGUUUCAAACACAGAACCUGAUGUAUCUAAGUCAGUCUAAUGCGGGCAAGAAAGUAGAACAUUCAUGCAUAAUUCAUUAAGCUGUAUUUGGCAUGUCUCAUUAUCAGCUUAGCGACAAAUAAAGCAAUAGUUCCCAAUGAACACCACCAUUUACAGGAAUUGGAAAAAUGGAGUCCUGCAAACGAUUGAAUAAAUAUACAGGGUCUUAAAAAAAAUUAUAGGAUGCAGGUUCAGUACAAAGAGAUGACUUGUUCCCAGAAAGUUACCUUCUGUGUGAUCAGGGUUGGGAGGGAUACUUUUGAAAUGUAUUCCAGUACAGAUUACAGAAUACAUGCUGUAAAAUGUAAUUUGUAACGUAUUAUGUUAGAUUACUCAAGGUCAGUGAAGUAAUCUAAACACUAUGGAUUACUUCUUCAGCACUGGUAGAUUUUUCACUUGUUUUGACUAUAAAAACUCUGCCAGUACAGUAAGACUAAAUACACAUGUUAAAAAUACAUUCUCUGAAAAACCUAAAUAUCUUAUGCAGUGUUGUUUCUAAAACAAGAUCAAUCAAACUGAUCUUGGACAUUU
Molecule: messenger RNA, 2735 nt
Organism: Xyrauchen texanus (razorback sucker)
Lineage: Eukaryota; Metazoa; Chordata; Actinopteri; Cypriniformes; Catostomidae
Product: synaptotagmin-13-like
Exons: 6
Coding region: 187-1446 (419 amino acids)
Biological process (GO): cellular response to calcium ion; regulation of calcium ion-dependent exocytosis; regulation of dopamine secretion
Molecular function (GO): phosphatidylserine binding; calcium-dependent phospholipid binding; syntaxin binding
Source: RefSeq, a predicted model, not a curated record